AAAGAAAAAAAAAUCACAAGUUAACAGUGGACAAUAAUUAAAAGGCUCAGCGUCUUUAUUGUAAGGUACGUUGAAUCUUAAUCAGUAUAAUAAUUUAUUAUUAUUAUUCAUCAGAAAACUUGAGAAGUAAAACAUUUGACAUUGAGCUAUAUCAUGGAAGUGGAUGAAGAAGACGUUGAAACUCCAUCAUCGAGUACCAGCAACCGUGGUGAAAAAAAAAGAUUUGAGGUAAAAAAAUGGAAUGCUGUGGCACUUUGGGCUUGGGACAUUGUCGUAGACAAUUGUGCUAUUUGCCGUAAUCACAUUAUGGAUUUGUGCAUUGAAUGCCAAGCCAAUCAGGCAUCAGCGACUAGUGAAGAGUGUACAGUCGCUUGGGGUGUGUGCAACCACGCAUUUCACUUCCAUUGUAUAUCUCGCUGGUUAAAGACUCGACAAGUAUGUCCGCUCGAUAAUAGAGAAUGGGAGUUCCAGAAAUACGGGCAUUAAAAAGUCAAUUGAGGCGAAAUCUACCUACACUUUAUUUUUAAAUAUCUCAUACAUAUUUCAAUACUAAUGUAACAUAGGUAAUGUCUAAUUUAAUUUGGAUGUAAAAUUAUCAGUCUUAAAUGUAAUAAAUCGGUGUUCUAAUUUUUUUUA
Messenger RNA from Adelges cooleyi (spruce gall adelgid), 636 nucleotides. RefSeq names its product RING-box protein 1A-like. NCBI's taxonomy places the organism in Eukaryota, Metazoa, Arthropoda, Insecta, Hemiptera, Adelgidae. Gene Ontology annotation, molecular function: zinc ion binding; ubiquitin protein ligase activity; cullin family protein binding. The transcript is spliced from 2 exons. Gene Ontology annotation, cellular component: nucleus; cullin-RING ubiquitin ligase complex. The record is from RefSeq and is a predicted model, not a curated record. Bases 154 to 486 code for a protein of 110 amino acids. Gene Ontology annotation, biological process: ubiquitin-dependent protein catabolic process; protein ubiquitination.